AUUUACAGAAGGAUUUUUAGAUGAUUACAGAUCCAGGCUUGGUUAACUGAGUUCUGCCACUGCAAUUCACCAGACACCAAAGUGCUAGCCUGUGAAAUAAGCAACAACUAAGUUUACUGCCAUCGCAUCUCACCGGGGCUCAAGUGCUUGUUUGAUGUAGAUCGUUUCACUUUCAAAACGUAAAGGGAAGUCACGAAGACUGUGCUUUACUUCCAUAAAUGUCGACUGGGGAAUGUUUCCGGGCAAAGAGAUGUGUACCUUCUUGUUCAUCACUCACUGCAAGUAAAUAGAACCUCUGUGUGUGAUCCAGAGAUGUCUUUGGUAUGUCUGUCUGACUUUGAGAUGUAUGCUAAAGAACAUUUACCCAAAACCACCUGGGAUUACUACGCUGCUGGGGCUGACGAAUGCUGCACUAGAGAUGACAAUCUGAUGGCUUAUAAAAGGAUCCGUCUUCGCCCACGGAUGCUGCGAGAUGUUUCAGUGACGGACACAAGGACGACCAUGCAAGGCACGGAGAUCAGUUUUCCCAUUGGGAUCGCACCCACUGCCUUUCACUGCAUGGCCUGGCAUGAUGGAGAGAUGAGCACAGCUCGUGCUGCGGAAGCCAUGAAUACUUGUUACAUUGCCAGCACAUACGCCACCUGUUCUGUGGAGGAGAUUUCAGCUGCAGCUCCAAAUGGGUUUCGCUGGUUCCAACUCUAUGUCUACCGGAACCGUAAGCUUUCUGAGCAGUUGAUACAUCGGGUGGAGGCACAUGGAUACAAGGCCAUUGUCCUAACAGUGGAUGUGCCCUACACCGGCAAGAGGAGAAAUGACAUCAGGAACAACUUUAAACUGCCACCACACCUCAAAGUCAAAAACUUUGACGGCAUUUUUGAGCAGGAACUUAAUGGAGCUGAGGUGUACGGGGUGCCAGCCAAUUCUCUUGACCCAUCAAUCACUUGGAAAGACAUCUACUGGCUUCGUUCACUGACCCGCCUGCCCAUAAUCAUCAAGGGCAUCCUAACCAAGGAAGACGCAGAGCUGGCCGUAGAACAUGGUGUCCAAGGUAUCAUUGUGUCAAACCAUGGAGGGAGGCAGCUCGAUGGCGGACCAGCCACGAUAGAUGCCCUAUCAGAGAUUGUGGAGACGGUACAAGGAAGAAUUGAAGUUUACUUGGACGGUGGGAUCCGAACUGGAAGUGACGUGCUGAAGGCUUUAGCCCUUGGUGCCAAGUGUGUCUUUAUUGGUCGGCCUGUGGUUUGGGGCCUUGCCUACAAGGGUGAAGAGGGCGUCAAGGAGAUUUUGCAGAUACUGAACGAUGAAUUCCGUUUAUCAAUGGCUCUGUCUGGUUGCAGAAAUAUCUCCGAGAUCAACAGGAACCUCAUUCAGUUCUCCAAGCUUUAGAAAGAUUCCUCAAGUGAUAUGGAACAGCACAAUUGGAAGGGGCCAACAUUGCUGGGAGAUUAAUCCAUCUCGAAGGAGAAGACUAUAUUGGACAAAUGUGAUCUAAAUUGGAAAAACACUGUAGCAAGGCAAAUAAACAAAUCAGAAUAUAU
Amblyraja radiata (thorny skate) is the source of this 1538-nucleotide messenger RNA. RefSeq names its product hydroxyacid oxidase 2 (long chain) (gene hao2). Gene Ontology annotation, molecular function: FMN binding; (S)-2-hydroxy-acid oxidase activity. The record is from RefSeq and is a predicted model, not a curated record. Gene Ontology annotation, biological process: fatty acid alpha-oxidation. The coding region runs from base 313 to 1386 and encodes 357 amino acids. NCBI's taxonomy places the organism in Eukaryota, Metazoa, Chordata, Chondrichthyes, Rajiformes, Rajidae. The transcript has 9 exons. Gene Ontology annotation, cellular component: peroxisomal matrix.